UAUCGAUCGGUACGAGAACGAGUACGAGUACGAGUACGAGUACGAGUACGAGUACUUGGUACCCGUUCUACUCCAGCGUCCGAGUUCAUGUCAUCUGAAUAUCAAUAUCAAGCGGAACGACGUUGAUGCCCAUCUAACAAACCCUGAGUCAAACGACAUCGCAUCGAACGCACCAUUGGUAAGUUGAGCAGAGCACAAAGCAAAGCCGAGCAGAGAAUGUCGCCGAGAAUAUSCGUGCAACAUUGAUUUUGUGCCGUUAUUCCAAUCCCCACCAACAAAGAAAGCAGGCAAGCAUCGAAUAAAUUGAAUCAUUAUUUUUAAUUCGGGCGUUCAGUGGUUUCGCGAAUUUGAACAGCAUCCUCACAAAGGAUGCUUGUAUGUACAACCUGUUUCCUACGCUCUACACCUCUUCGUUGCACAGACAAAUAGAGAGAUACACAACCAUACAGCCAGACAGAGAUUUAGACAAGUUCCGCGAUAUUUCGAUAGCACAUUCGGUGUAGCACGAGCAACACAUUUCGACACAACACAAAACAAAACAAAACAAAACAAAACAAAACAGCCAUGGUGGAACGAAAAUCCAGCAGCCGGCAUGUCGCGACGGUUUCCAUGAAAACGAGAAAGCCGAACGACAAAAAUUAUGCCGUCCUGGCUCGAGGGUUGUCGGCCCGAUUCACGGGCACGAACACACCCCUAGAGCCGUUGACACAGGACGAAAUGGAACGGGAUCUCCGCCACAUGGAAGCCUUUUCCAACGCGUGCACGGCCUACGCCCAGCAGUACUACAUGUUUACCAACCGAGGCAACAACAGYGGCAAGCCGGGAAGCCAGGGCGGCGACGGACCGGGCAAGAGCAACUCACAGGCGCGCGGAGGUCUCAACCGGAAAGAAAUGCCCAUCAUUGCGAUGCCCGUCCGCAUCGAUCCGGAGGAAGAAAAGCGGCUGCAGAUCCUCCGCCAAAAGAUUCAGCAGUGCGAGGCGCAGCGCGAGAUAUACGAGGGAGAAUACCUGAGCCUGAGGGCCCACUUUUGCGCCCUGUCCAAGAAACUCAAAACCAAGCGAAACGACUUUGAAUCCCGCGUUGCUUUUUUGCAGGAACUGGUCCAGAAGCGGGCCCGGCUCGUGGCGCUGCAGCGGGUGAGAAUCCAGAUGGUGCGCGAAACGAUGCUCUGUCUCCGGCACCGGCUGAACAACCCAUCGGCUGCCCAAGCACCCACAGCAACAAAAUCCAAGGAGGACCAGGCCGAUCUUCACGCGCAGUGGACCAAUCUCGAUCAGCAAUGGAAGGCUGCGGAAGAAAGCAUUUCCAAGAUCAAGGCCGAUGGCGGAAGCAACGGUUCGAGCACUAGCAACGGCAAGAACAACGGCAGCAGCAGUGGCAACGGCAACAAAGAGACGGACGGCACUAGGAAACAAGACCAUUCCACCGUAGCCGAGUGGCCUGCAUCCUUUGUCCCAAAAAUUCCCCCGGGGGUUCCGCUGUUGCUCUCGCAGCUGGGCCAGCAACCGGGUCACGCCGUGGCCUGGGGCACCUGCGGGGCCUUUGGUGCCAAAAAGGACUCCCUGGUGUGGAUCCACAACCAGAUACCUACCCAGCGAUCGGACCGGUCCGAGACCCUCGUCGGUCUGCGGUCCGAUGUUGCCCGCUACAAGCAACAAAUCGCCAGGGAGCACAAAUUGAACCGAGACUUCCAGAGCAGAGCCAUCAAGAUGCGCAGGGAAAACGACCAGCUGGUUUCUAUGAUGACCCUUCUGCGAUCGGAAACCGAAGCCGUAGUAGCGCGGCACAACGUCCUCCUGGAAUCCGAGGAAGCCAAGAAGGCCUCGAAGGUCCUCUACGACGAAGAAGCCAUGGUGGCGAACGUUGCGGACACCGAUGCGAGCAGCAGCAGCAGCAAACACACGGAAGGGAUCCCGAGCGGCAGCGAAACGCUCCCGAAGUCGUCCGGCCUGAACCAGGACGACGCAAACGACGGGGACGACGAGGGCGAAGACGACGGGUUCGACGAGUACGAGGGGCAGAAAUCGGGGACCACGGAACAAACAGACCCCGCCGCCGGAAAGCGCGGCCUGGGAGAGGGAGGAUCCAACGACGACGCCGAUGCCAACGGCGAGUCGUCCGCGUCUCGGUCGAAGCGCCGAAGAACCUCUGCCGACUAAUACUAAGGAACGAACAAGCAACGAGUUAGUACUCUACGCAGUUAUUUUCCAYGAGUGAGCUGUUUGCCGGGCCCGACCAAUCGUCGGCAAACAUUCGUUCAAUUUUUGGAAAAAGAAGUUACCGAAUUCUUUCGUUCCACCGAUGGUUUCUUUCCGUUGGCGUCUUCCUCGGAUCCAAUCAUGGGGCAAUGCCUUGCUCCAAUGGGGGGGCCAGCAGCAGCCGAUGGACACCAUUGCCACGGCGAAACCGCAAACUGUAUUUUUAACUACCACGUCAAUCCAUUAUGAUUAGUUUAAAGCGAUGCGUAAACAAACAGAAGCAUUCCAC
Messenger RNA from Pseudo-nitzschia multistriata, 2488 nucleotides. NCBI's taxonomy places the organism in Eukaryota, Bacillariophyta, Bacillariophyceae, Bacillariales, Bacillariaceae. The record is from the annotation of a GenBank genome assembly.